AGGUUUUUGGGAUCAAGACUCGGGGCUCGCAAACUCCUCAAGUAGCCAUGGUGCUGUCCCAUUGCCCGAGACUCUCCAGCCCGUGUGUGCCCAAGUACGACGCGAGGGAGGCUCUUAUCCCGGAGGAUCCAGAGUUGGCGCACCUCAACGCACCGGCGCCGCGCGCCCGGCCUGGGCCGUCUGCCUUGCUGGAGGUGGACGUUGUCGAGAAAGAUCAGGUGGUCGUCCUCCCGCGUGUCUCCGCUGGCAUCUCCGCUGGCAAGGUGGUCGCGGGCCUGGCGUUGGCGCUGGGAAUUUGUGCGCUGGGCCUGGGGCUCUCCAGCAGCUCCGCGGUUUCGUCCGCGCUGGCCGACACGGUGGGUUUGUCCUCGAACACGAAGGAGAACAGCACCGCGAACAGCACGAAGGCGAACGCGACAAGCAACGCGACGGCAAACUCCACGGCGGCGAACACCACGGCGAAUGCGACAGCGAAGGCGGCAGCGAAGAAGGCGGUGAAGAAGGAGGUGAAGACAGAGUCGGCGAACACAACCACCAAGGCACCUCCGGCUCCGGCGCCGCCCUCGUGCCGCACGGCGCAGGUUGGGGAGCCAUGCUACCAAGCGGUGAUGUGGCACAAGUGGAUCGGCUUGGUGGAGAACCCGACCUGGUACCAGACCAUCUCCAGGCAGUCCAACCGCCACCAAAUCCAGCAGUGGCUCUUCGAGAGCAAGCAAGGAAGCUGCCAGCGGCCCUGCGACGGCGCCUACCCGGUGCCGCAAGUGCCCGCUGGCCAGCACCCGCGACUCUAUUGCUUCUCUGUGGCGCGGCUGGGUUCUGAGAUGGACACCAUGUUCAUGCAGCGCCAAGCCGGCGCUGGCAUCUUCGGGUGCGACGGGUUCGACGUGUUCAGCGACCAGCAUGUGGACAUCGAUGGAUACCAGACGAAGUUGAUCCCCUCCACCGCCAGCGGGGUGUCGGUGGAUAGAACCGCCGCCAACUCCCAGGUCUUCAUGAAGACGUGGCUGAAGAUCUUGAACGGGGACCAGUGGUGGCGGUUCGACUUCAUCGCGAAGGUGGACCCGGACGCGGUGCUCUUCGCGGACCGCCUCAGGGGGCACCUGUCCUGGCACACCGGGCAGAACGUCUUCUUCCUGAACUGCGCCAAGUACAUCCCCGCCACCAUGUACGGGGCGCUGGAGGUCUUUUCCAAGUCGGCGCUGGGGGCAUACUUAUCCCAGCACGGCCGCUGCGAGUCCCAACUACCCUUCUGGUCCUGGGGGGAAGACAGGUACAUGGCCAACUGCCUAGAGUCGCUGGGUGUGGCCACUCAGCCGGAUUACCUGAACUUCCUCCACGACGAGCGGUGCUGGGGCGUGGACUGUGGCAACAAGAACGUGGUGGCCUUUCACUCGUUCAAGUAUGUGAAUACAUGGAUGCGCUGCUACCUCAGCUCCAAGUGAGAUUCCGCCCGCCAGAAGGACGCGUGACGCCUAGCGUCGCGAAGCAGAUGCAUACUGCAUGGCCAGCAACAGCAACACGCAAAGCGUGUCGGAAUGUGCCUGUGCUAGAAAGCUGACCCUGCCAACCAACAUCGGAAACCGGAUGCACAACUUGCCUA
Messenger RNA from Effrenium voratum, 1600 nucleotides. The record is from the annotation of a GenBank genome assembly. NCBI's taxonomy places the organism in Eukaryota, Dinophyceae, Suessiales, Symbiodiniaceae.